Molecule: messenger RNA, 1224 nt
Organism: Colletotrichum truncatum
Lineage: Eukaryota; Fungi; Ascomycota; Sordariomycetes; Glomerellales; Glomerellaceae
Product: nuclear mrna splicing factor-associated
Biological process (GO): mRNA splicing, via spliceosome
Cellular component (GO): U2-type spliceosomal complex; U2 snRNP
Molecular function (GO): RNA binding
Source: RefSeq, a predicted model, not a curated record
AUGGCAGAUCAAUUGAAGGAUCCGUUGCCGACAUCCGUUGAUGAAUUCGGCGGGGACGAACGGAUAUCCUUCUCCAAGCUCGACAACAAGUACCUAGCCGUUCUUGACGACGGUACUGAGCUCGAAUUUGACCCGGCGACAGCGACAUGGGCGGAGGCCGCUGACGCACCUCUCGAGCCUCUUGAUGAUGACGAAACUGCGGCCCAGCUCGUAGACCUUACCAGAAGUGCUAGCACCGGCGCAACACCAAAUGCCGCCAACUCCAGGAAACGCAAAGAUUCUCCUGGCGGUAUGGACGAGCACGGCAAUAGCAACAACAAUACCAGAAGCGGCUAUGCGGGUGGCGGUGACGGUAAUGGCAGCGGACGGCCCGCAAAGAAGGCAAAGCCCCCGCGCCCGCCGCCGCAGCCGCGCCAGAACACAGCUGUGUAUGUGACGGGUUUGCCCGCCGAUGCGACAGCUGAUGAGGUGCAUGACCUCUUCUCGCGCAAAGCAGGUGUCAUCGCCGAGGAGAUUGACAGCGGCCGCCCUCGAAUUAAGAUGUACACGGACGAGAGCGGUAACUUCAAGGGCGACGCACUCAUCGUCUUCUUCAAACCUCAAAGCGUGGAAAUGGCCAUCAUGCUGCUUGACGACACAGAUUUUCGAUUUGAUGGCCCGGCGGGACAGCCAAAGAUGCGCGUACAGGCGGCAGACUCGAGCUAUAAGAAAACGCAGUACGAGAACAACGGUGCGGCGGCGGAAGGAAACGGGGGAAAUGGCGGUGCGUCGAAUGGGCAACAACAAAAAAGGGAACGCAACGACAAGGAUAGGCAAAAGAUCAUCCGCAAGACACAAAAGAUGGCAGCCAAGCUGGCGGACUGGAGUGACGACGAGCCGUCAACAGUGCCUACCGAGACCAACUCCAAAUGGGACAAGACGGUGAUACUGCGGCAUAUGUUCACGCUCGAGGAGCUGGAAGAGGACCCGGCGGCACUACUGGAGAUCAAGGAGGACAUUCGUGAGGAAUGCGCCAAGCUGGGCAACGUGACGAACGUGGUGCUUUACGAUGAGGAACGAGAUGGUAUUGUGUCCGUCAAAUUCUCCAAGCCCGAGGCGGCACAGGCGUGUAUACAGCUCAUGAACGGACGGAGCUUCGACGGUCGCGUAGUCGAAGCGGCCGUGUCAACGGGCAGAGAAAGGUUCAAGAAGUCGAAGCAGGAUCAGCCGAGCGACAGCGACUAA